AUGCUGUUAUUCAUGUCCCGUGUCCGCUUUGAAAUUGGUAUAAAGCUAUCGGCAAAGAUAGAGAUGUUCAUUGUCUUCAAUGCUGAAGCCAAAAUAAGUGUCUAUUCUAGCAAUACAAUGAUAGGGUCAAAUAGGAAGACGAUAGUAGAUUUUAUUUACUAUGGUAAAGGUGGUUGA
Molecule: messenger RNA, 177 nt
Organism: Sclerotinia sclerotiorum 1980 UF-70
Lineage: Eukaryota; Fungi; Ascomycota; Leotiomycetes; Helotiales; Sclerotiniaceae
Exons: 2
Coding region: 1-177 (58 amino acids)
Source: RefSeq, a predicted model, not a curated record